Morchella importuna is the source of this 465-nucleotide messenger RNA. RefSeq lists its product as uncharacterized. Lineage: Eukaryota; Fungi; Ascomycota; Pezizomycetes; Pezizales; Morchellaceae. The coding region runs from base 1 to 465 and encodes 154 amino acids. The record is from RefSeq and is a predicted model, not a curated record. The transcript is spliced from 3 exons.
AUGCCUGGUGUUCCUCCUAACGCUAUCGACGCCCUGAAGAAGAUCGGCCGUUCUCUAUUUGGCCGCAAGAAGAAGAGCAAGACUCCCGUCGAAGAGACCACAGAGCACGGCGAGCAGUCAAACCAGACCCCUCCAGCUGCCCAUGACACCCCCGUCAACGUUCCAGCCGUCGCUGCUCCUCCUCCUCCUACAACCGAGAACACCACCACUCCAGCUCCACAAAUCGAGGAAUCCCGAGAAGUAGCACCAACAGCUGCACCCGCCGCGGAGACCAUAACCCCUGCGCCAGCGCCAGGUGUCGAUGUGCCAAAAGAAUCGCAACCAACAGCCCCCCAGCUUGAUGCACCCAAGAAGGAGGCUCCUAUUGGAGAAAUCGACCUGCCUUCAACAGAGGACAAGAAGACCGAAGAGGUUGCCGCUACCGCCCCAGCUGCUGCCGUUGUCGCACCUCCUGCCGAGAAAUAA